Messenger RNA from Myxocyprinus asiaticus (Chinese sucker), 1727 nucleotides. RefSeq names its product solute carrier family 25 member 33-like. Lineage: Eukaryota; Metazoa; Chordata; Actinopteri; Cypriniformes; Catostomidae. Gene Ontology annotation, cellular component: mitochondrion. Bases 128 to 1072 code for a protein of 314 amino acids. The record is from RefSeq and is a predicted model, not a curated record. The transcript is spliced from 7 exons. Gene Ontology annotation, biological process: pyrimidine nucleotide import into mitochondrion. Gene Ontology annotation, molecular function: pyrimidine nucleotide transmembrane transporter activity.
CGCUAUUCCGGGUUGAAAGCUAGAGAAGCCGGCUGUCGGGCAGACAUCUCAUCAGGCCGCUAGGCCAAGCGAACAAGUUUAUUUUAAUUAUAAUCUAACGUUUUGCGAGGUACGAUGGCACAUUGAAAUGGCGCAGAAAGACACGCUGUUACAUCUCUUCGCAGGGGGAUGUGGUGGAACCGUAGGUGCCAUCAUGACUUGCCCCCUGGAGGUGUUAAAGACUAGACUGCAGUCGUCGGGCCUUACCCUCAGACCAGUUUUCCAGGUCCAGCUGGGCACAGUUAAUGGUGCUGGCUUCAUUCGACCGGGAGCCGUUACUCCUGGCCUGCUGCAGGUUUUCAGGUCAAUUCUUGAAAAAGAAGGACCAAGAUCUCUCUUCAGAGGAUUGGGUCCAAAUCUUGUUGGUGUUGCACCCUCAAGGGCAAUCUAUUUCGCAGCCUAUUCAAAGUCAAAAGAGACUUUCAAUGGCAUUUUUGUGCCAAACAGUGGAGUGGUCCAUAUGUCCUCAGCUGGCUUUGCAGCUUUCUUGACAAACUCCCUGAUGAAUCCCAUCUGGAUGGUCAAAACAAGAAUGCAGCUUGAAAAGAAGGCACGAGGGGAAAAGAAAAUGAAUGCAUUACAGUGCGCGCGCUACGUGUACAGAACAGAAGGUAUGCGAGGUUUUUACCGGGGCCUGACCGCAUCGUACGCUGGCAUCUCUGAGACUAUGAUCUGCUUCCUUAUUUAUGAGACACUGAAAAAGUACCAAGCACAGAGUCGAUUUACAACGCCCACAACUGACACAGAGAAGGGGGCUUCAGAUUUCCUGGGCCUCAUGGCUGCUGCUGCAUUCGCCAAGGGCUGCGCCUCCUGCAUAGCUUAUCCACAUGAGGUCAUUCGGACAAGACUACGAGAAGAGGGAAGCAAAUACAAGUACUUCUUUCAGACAGCGCGCCUUGUUGCGGUUGAGGAGGGCUAUGCGGCUUUUUACAGAGGACUCAUUCCACAGCUCAUCAGACAGAUCCCCAACACAGCCAUAGUGCUUUCCACCUACGAGCUCAUUGUCCAUCUGCUGGGUGAACCCUCUAAAUGAAGCUCCACAUAACAGGAACACCUAGAACCUUUGACCUGCAGCUAAAGAGUGGACUGAAUAUAAUCAUGUGGUUACAGGAAUGUUCUUGUGUUGAAGUAUGAUUGAAAUAAUAUCCAAAGACUUUUAAAGGCUUAUUUUUUUAUUUAAGUUGAAUGCACAUGUUAUCAGGAACAUUUUGCUUGUUUGUGUUAUGUAAAUGGCACAUAUGGGAUAGGUACUCCAGGAGUUUAUGUACACUGUCAUUGUACAAGGAAAAAGGUCAUCUAAAUAUACAAAUAGUGCUUUUAAGUUAACUAAAUUAUUCUUAAUAUAGUAGCAGCUUUUUGUUGCAGUCAUUAAAUUCUUUGGGUCUACUAUACAGGUAUUGUCCAAUGGUUAUAUAGUUAAUCUUUAGUGGAUCCUAGUUUAAUGUUCUUGGAAUGGAAAUGACACUGAAAUGAAGUUGUAGAAUACCUCAUUAGGAGCUGACGAACUCAUGUUGCAUUUUGUAACAUUUUAGUUGCAUUCUGGAGGCUGACCAAUUAAUUCUGAUCUCUUUAAUAGAGGUUUCAUCUGUUUACUGUUUCUUUUCUGUGAUCUAUGAAACUUUUACAGAAAGGAGGGCCGUGAUGCAUAUGCAGCUGUUGUUUAAAUAAAAUAAAUAAUGAAAAGUAAA